Messenger RNA from Oncorhynchus tshawytscha (Chinook salmon), 1325 nucleotides. Its product is annotated as CAP-Gly domain-containing linker protein 4-like. The coding region runs from base 270 to 1157 and encodes 295 amino acids. The transcript is spliced from 9 exons. The record is from RefSeq and is a predicted model, not a curated record. NCBI's taxonomy places the organism in Eukaryota, Metazoa, Chordata, Actinopteri, Salmoniformes, Salmonidae.
CUCGGAAAGCAGUGUUAUCCGUCACGAAACAAUAUUUCUCCACAACAACAACCCACCACUUCUCUUCAGCAACAGGCAGGUCAAUCAUUUGGCUACACCAUUAGAAACGGCUCGGGAGGCAAAAUUAAGCUGCUGCCUGGAAGGACAUGGCCCGGGACGCAGCCUGACUAAGAAGAUUAGAUAAGAUUUACUUGUCAGCAACACUGCUCUCACGACACUGGACAUAGCAACAGUUAGGAUAGGACAAUGUGAGGAGAUACUACAACAGCAUGGCGACGCACAUCCUGUGGUGUGCGUUUGCAUGGACAUUCAAGGGUCUGUUAUGUACCUGCAGGUUCUUUUGGGUGAGCCCAUACUACUCAAUCAAAUACAUGCCCAAUGAACCUCACAGAACAGGGAAGGAUCAAGUGAAACAAAAAACAGGCUCAGCGAAUCAGGGAAUACCAGGAAGUCAUGAUAGCAGUGCCAUGCAGAGGAGACUGUCCAAAGCUGAGAGGGAGAUUCAGGCCCUCAAGACCCAGAUCACUUUUGAGAGGGCAACAUGGGAGAGGAAGUUUGUGGAACUGCAGGUGAUACAGCAGGACCUACGUUAUCAGCUGAUCUCUGAGACUGUAGCCAGGCCUGGAAGUUUACCUCAGGUGGGCAGCUUCGAGGACCUUGGCGAGUCAGAGGUGGAAAACAGACAGUCGUACGAUGGAAAGGACCAGGACAGCUCAAGCAGCCAUUCCAACCGAAGCAAAGGGUCUGAGAGGAUGUCAUCAACAGGCGACACAUGCCAAAGCAGCUUGUCUGGCAGCCAGGUCUCAUUGAACUCAGCAUUUGGCUUCAGACCCAUUUCUUCUCUGUCUCCAGCCACCAGUGGGAGCUCCUGGAGGAGCUACACCGGUCCACACCGGGUCUUUGUGCCUCACUCCCCCCUGGACCUGCAGACGGGACACCGGGUUCGAGUCCUGCUGCCCUCGGGACGGAUCAGAACAGGCACGGUUCGUUACCUGGGCCACCUGGAGGGGGAGCCAGACUUCCAUAUGGGAGUGGAGCUGGAAUCACUUGAACACGGGCAGCAAGAUGGCACACACAGGGGACAGUGCUACUUUGAAUGCAAGGCUGGCCACGGUGCCUUUGUGCCAUUCACCAAGCUGUUGAUGGCCUGGGAGUGAUGACAUCACAGUCUCUAUGGUGGAGGGUCACAUCUGGAUAUUUCAUAUGGACUCUUUGGCAUCAAUUACGAAUGGUCUCUAAAAGUAAACUUACACUACUGGUCAAAAGUUUUAGAACACCUACUCAUUCAAGGGUAUUUCUUUAUUUUUACUAUAUUCUACAUUGUA